Dimorphilus gyrociliatus is the source of this 2180-nucleotide messenger RNA. The record is from the annotation of a GenBank genome assembly. Lineage: Eukaryota; Metazoa; Annelida; Polychaeta; Dinophilidae.
AUUCAUGCUAGAAAUAAUAUAGUACUCGUUUCAGCCGUAUAUUAAAGAUACUUUUAUAAGCUAAUUCUCAAACGAGACGGGAAGAGAACUAAAAGAUAUACUCAAAUGAACGAAAAAGAAGUAGACAAUAAUGGAAAAGAGAUAUAAAAGAUUGUCCAAAAUUUAGUACCCUGGCUGGUUACUUGAUAUUAAAAGCCUUGUAAUUUCUUCCGUUUCUAUUUAAAUAGAUUAUUAGAAAGAGGUUACCUGAAAAUUAAACUCACAAAGACUCUUAAUUUGAAAAAAAACCAGUAUAUUGUAGAUAUUAGUAUCUUAUACAGUAUAUAUACAUUAUAAUAACUGUUCAUUGGUUCUAUAAUACUUGGAGAACGUUAUGUUUCCGAAAAAUAUUCAAUAUUCGUUUAAGCCUAGCAUGUUGUUUAAGUAACUCGAAGCUUUAUUAAACUGAUAUUUUACUCCAAUCAAAAGUUUAGCUAUACAAGAUAUUAUUAAAUUAAUAGUUAUAAAGUAAAAUUAAAUUGAGCCCGCUAUGGAAAAUAAGGACGAGAUAAUUAGUCAAUGCCUCAGACGUAUAAUCGAAAAAUGGAGAAGACAACGUGAAAUUGAACGAAAGAAAAGGGAAAGGAUUAAUUUAUUAGUUGAACAUUUUAUUAAGACGACAAUACAAUAUCUAAGAAUUAAAUCAACGGCUGAAUGGUUAAGAUUUGAUAAAUUCGAUAUCACAGAGGAGAAUCGUAGAAUUUACGAUGUGAGAAUAUUCUUAGCUAAACCUAUUCACUGCGCUGCUUUUGAAGCCAAGGUAUUACAUAAGAAUUUGAAUCCGUCUAUAAUGGAAUGCAGAUUAUCAAGUAGCCUUAGUAAAGAUGAAGGUAGAAUUGAAGAGAAAUUUUGGAAACCCUGCCUUAAGAAUUCCUCAAAUAGUCUUACAGCCGUCGAAAUUAAUGAUUGGUUUACUAAAGGUCUUACUGCUGCUCUUUCAGUCCUCAUAAAGAAUGUUAAAAGGUUUAAUUUGACUUAUAUAGAAGAUCUAAAAAUAGAAAAUAUCUUUCCAAGUAUUUUACUUUCAAUUACUGUUUCUCUGAGUAGAAUUGAAAGCACCAUAUUGCACUUGAACCUAUUUCCAGCAAUCAAAAUGAAUAAAUGGCCAGCUCAUUUGACAAUUCCAAAUUUUUCUGCCUAUCUGACAGUAGGCGAUUCGGUGAAAAAUAAGAUUGACAACGGUGAUCAUCUAUGGUCCUUAGAAGCUAAAAAUUGCACGUCUUUAACAAAGAAUUGCCCUAAAGACGGUGAAUUAAAUUUUAACGUAUGGAAUAUUAGCUUCUGUGCAAUUGAAGACCAUCUCAUAAAAGGUAUAAGGGAAUUAAACACUGGUAUGAGUUUAGCAUUUGAUCUAAUAGAUAUUCUAAAUGAAAAAUUCGGUCAAGUCCUCUCCGAAUAUUCCCUAAACGCUAUGAAGAUUCGAAUAGCGAAAAAAUAUCUUUCCAACUCUUCCGAUAUCUUCAGGAUAUUUUUGCGAAUUUUAAAAAUGUACGACGAAACUGCCAAAUCAGGAAAUUGUCCUCAUCCCUUCCACAGGCAUAUUAACACCUUGUCAACUUUCGAAUCUAGCUACGCUGUUGUUUUCAUUGAAAAGGUGGAACAAAUCAGAACUGUAUUGAGCGACUAUACCGAUAAUUCGUUAGAUUAUGCAUUAUUCAAAAAUAUUGAACAAACCGACUCAAUCGACACGCAAGCCUCCGAUAACAGAGAUGACUUUGAGAGUUUCCUAUCCGACAGCGAUUUGAGUUCGAAUAGUCAAUUUCAGGAACUUGAGAGAAAAAUGCGUAGAAGAAGUUCCGUUAUAGAUACCUGUUCCAGACUCGACGUAAUAGACGAACUGGACGAAAUCGAUGAUUCCGAAUUAAUUUUCAAUAGAUUUCGUGGAAAUAGUCUAAAACGAGGUUCAUUAAAAAGCGUCCAUCAAAUGGAAAAUCAUGUGGAUAAAAAACGUAAAUCUAUCGAUUUAAAGACAAUUACAAAAGAUACUCCUAAAAGACAAGGGGAAAAGUACCAAAUUAACUCAGCGUGUGAUAAAAAGAGCCAAAUUAGCGCAACUUGUCGAAUAUUAUAAAGUAAAUACACAUUAUCAACGAAAUUUAGAAUUAUUGAAAAAUUCUUCUUGGCACACAAUUUUACAAAGA